This is a messenger RNA of Myotis daubentonii (Daubenton's bat), 630 nucleotides long. RefSeq names its product zinc finger protein 706-like. The transcript has a single exon. Lineage: Eukaryota; Metazoa; Chordata; Mammalia; Chiroptera; Vespertilionidae. Bases 144 to 374 code for a protein of 76 amino acids. The record is from RefSeq and is a predicted model, not a curated record.
CUCCUCUUUCCCCUCCACAGUGGGUGGAGGAGACCGAAACCGUGCUGGGCGCUCUCCCCUUUCCUCUGCCUCCGGACACCUCCACCAGCCCCUUCGCGCUGUGAGGUCUCUCACCUCGGACACAAGACUGUUCCUGCCCGGAUAUGGCUCGUGGACAGCAGACGAUUCAGUCUCAGCAGAAAAAUGACAAAAAGCAUUCCGGACAAAAGAAGAAACAAGGACAUGACCAAAAGGCUGCUGCCAAAGCUGCCUUAAUCUAUACCUGCACUGUCUGUAGGACACAAAUGCCAGACCCUGAGACCUUCAAGCAGCACUUUGAGAGCAAGCAUCCUAAGACUCUACUCCCUCCAGAAUUGGCUGAUGUCCAGGCAUAAAGUUAUUUACAGGUGAAUUCAUGACAACUUUGACUCUUCUACUGUCUCAGUCCUUAGGUAGCAAACUUGCAGCUGCUUUUCUAACAAACUGUUGAUCAGCAAAAAUAAAGGGGCUAUAGAAACACUCAUUUUUAUGCUGUUCCCUUUUGGGCUUCAUGCAAAGACAAUUCUGUGUAAAUGUACAGUUGACUCUAAUUUGGAAAUGUGAAAAUCAGUCCAUCCUUGUUAUAAAAUUUGUUUACAGUUGUAAUUAUAU